Symbiodinium necroappetens is the source of this 5907-nucleotide messenger RNA. The record is from the annotation of a GenBank genome assembly. NCBI's taxonomy places the organism in Eukaryota, Dinophyceae, Suessiales, Symbiodiniaceae.
AUGGUUCUGGCUGGUGGUGAGCUGGUUUUUCUGAUCCUUAAGGGAGCUCAGGACGAACUGGUUCCAAUUUGUGGCUGGGUUGUGGAAUUAGUAGAUGACGAGGCAGUAGUCGGUACAGCCUUGCCGGCGACUUCAGUGAAUAUUCCUGGGGCCAUCGAGGGCAAGAGCGGUGCCGAGAGGCUACUGUUUGUUCGAGUUCCUCAGACCAGUUUGGCCACAUCCCAGCCAGCCGUGUGGAAGGGCAAUUUGCCAAGCACCCUGCCCUCCUGGACCGCUUCACGUGCUGUAUGGCGGCAGGUGGAUGUGAAGGGUUUGGGCAGCAGCGAGGCCGAGGUGCCCCGCCCAAAGCCCUCGAGAGCAGCUUCAAAGAAAGGGCUUCAGCAGGAAAUGCAAGAUCUAUCCCAUCUGUUCGGAGACGCGACCGACAGCGAAGAGGACGACGAGGAGGCCGACCAGGACUUCACGGCAGCGGCGAGCAGCAGCCAGCGUGUGUUGGCGCCGGGGGCCCCUGCGAGAGGACGAAAAGUCGAGGACACCAAGAAGAAGUCAAAGAAGGAGGGCUUGAACGUGCGCGCGCUCUUGGCCGACGGCAUUUCAAAGGGGCAAAGUGCCUCAGAGAUGCUGCCCCUGGCGGUGCUUGCGAUGGUGAUGAAGAGCGAGAAAGGCGAGAAGGCCAGGGGAAAGAGUUCGGCACUCCUUGGUGGUUCGUCCUCCGAGAGCGAAAGCGACGGUCACGACUUCGCGAAGUCUGGGAUGAAGGCUGUGGUUUCUUUAAACAAGCUCCAUGCUCGAAUCAAGGACCGGCCCAGCAAGAUCUACAACGAGUUCGAGCGGGAGAUUGUGAAAGAGCUGGGCAUCAUCCCGGGGCAGGCUUGGACACUCAAGGACUAUGUCAAGAAGCAGAAUUGGGGAAAGUUCAAGGGGAUUUUCCGGUGCGCGAUCAUGGAUGCUGCAGCCUACGAGAUGCUGAGGGCCGGCGAAGUCGAAAGCGCGACGGCCCAGUUGGCUCAGAACCUCAAGGCCAAGAUGCAAGCUGUCAUGGCCGGCGGCGACUGGGAGGCAGCAUGGCUGCUCACGGGAUUGGCCGAUCCUCUGAGCCGCCGCGAGUUCGCGGGCAGCCGCGAAGAGAUGGCCAUUGUGAGCGGCUACAUGGAGGCGCUAAGCAAGCUGAAGAAGAAGGUGCGCGAGGCCGGGAACCAGGACCAAGGCGACGAGGACGCCGAGGGCGACGGGGCCUUUGUUGACCCCGCCUUGCCCGGCCGGAAUUCAACUCGUUUUAUGAAGUAUCUCGCGUGGCUGGAACGUGCCCAUGGUUACCUACUGGAACGGUCCGGUGCCAACGCGCCGCUUUUUCCCAGUGCUCUUCCUUAUCCUGAGGUGCUUGGUGCCAAAGGACGUGCCCGGGAGUCGCUUGACGCGCUGCAGUGGGGCCGGGUCUUCGUGAAUACGUUGGUGGCCUGGUCAAACUUUGUGGUGCUUGGGUGCCCCGAUGGUGAAGGAAGUGCGUUUGAGCCGCGAGUGGCCCACACAAGUGUGGAAGGCAUUCGACCAUAUGCCGACAAGCUGCUUGGCGAGGUGGCUAAUUUCAUUAGUCCCGAUGUUUUGUCUGGAGCACUAAGUUGUGAAGGCAAGCGCAAGGACUUGGAGGAACUUGUGGCCUCCGGUACAGGUGCAUGCUACAGUGGUGUUGUGAAAGUGGAGAGUCAGAGGCUUUCUUCGGCUCUGCCGGUGGUGGCAGACCGAGUUGCGAUCCCUGAGGAGGCGGGUCAAGUUGAUCCUCGACGGUGCUUGGAUAGUGUGCGGGCCCAGGUCGUCGACAACUUGCAAGCUCUACGGCGACCUGAACAUUUGUGGGGAGAGGAAGUGCAGGCUUGCCAUCGGGUUCCGAUUGAGGAGGAAACGCCGCUCCUUAGGCGUUUGCUGGCUUCAAAGAUGAUUUCUCUCAUUCCUGAGAGUGAGCUUCCACGUCGCCAGGAUGGCCGGCUCCUGCUUGGUGGCCUCUUCGCGGUGCGGAAGAACGAACGAGAGGACCGCUUAAUCUUUGAUCGGAGGCCAGAGAACUCUACCAUGGCCCGCCUCGAUUGGGCCAGGCUCCCGGCUGGCGCCUGCUUUUGCCGGCUGCUGCUAGCGGACAACGAGAUUUUGCGUGGAUCAGGCGACGACCUUCGGAACUAUUAUUAUACCCUUGCCCUCCCCUCUGAGUGGGUCAGGUUCAAUGGUUUUGGACGUCGUGUUGAUCGAGGUCUGGUUGCAGAAGCAGGCCUGGAUCCUUCGGUGCCGCAUAGGGCUUGUCUCAGGGUCUUGGGCAUGGGGGAUAUCAAUGGAUGUGCCAUAGCGCAAGCUACCCAUGAGUCGGUGCUCCGUGGAGAAGGUUUGCUGUCUCCCGACAGUACGCUGGUGUACGGCGAGAUGGUCCCGAAGGGACGCCUGUGGCAGGGAGCUUAUUUAGACGACCUGCUCAUUGCCUACCGCCUGCUGCUGAAACACCCUGUCCCCUUUGAUGGCACGUUUGAAGCACCAGCUCCUUUACCUUCAGAUCCGGAUGUUGUGAUGACCAAGGCGGCCGAGCGCGCCUACCUCAAGGCGAACCUGUCGAGGGCCGAGCACAAGGCCUUCAGAUGUGAGACCGAGUUCAAAGCUUGGGGGGCCGAGGUGGACGGUGUGCAAGGUCGGGCUGGAGCUCCAGUAAGUGUACGGAGGCAGGUGUGGCAAAUCUUGCGCAAGAUUGUGGAGCUGGGCUUUUGUACGAAGGAAAUCCUGCAGAGAGUCCUCGGCUUCGUGUGCUUCAUUUUCCAGUAUAGGCGCGAGUUCUACAGUCUGCAGCAUCACAUUUAUAGAUACAUAGAGAGCACGAAGAGUGAGCGUUGGGUUCGGCUGCCAAACCACAUCGUGGACGAAUUGAGGUCCAUUGCGCUGCACCUUCCUUUCGCUGUGUGGCACAUGCGCAAGGAACUCAGUCAGGAGCUCAUCGCUACCGAUGCCACCCCGACCAGCGGGGGUGCCACCUCUGCUCAGAUUUCGCCUGAGCUCGCGCAGGAGCUUUGGAGGCGCUCAGAAGUUCGUGGCUCUCCUGUUCGGCUGGACCGGGAGGAGGAUCUCAAGGUGAGCGCCUCGACCCCCACAGAGCCCAGCAAGUUCGCCAGCGCUCUUUGUGAAUGUCUAAGGUGGCGGGUGGUCUCGAGCUACACUUUCAGGCAAACCUCCCACAUAAACUUGCAGGAGCUGAGAGCGUUUAAGCGAGAACUUUGUCGUGUGGCAAGCCAGUUUUCUCAAAGAGGUCGCGUGCAGAUCUUUGUCAACGAUUCGAAGGUCUCGGUUGGGGCCACAGCAAAGGGGCGCUCUUCCUCGUUUAAGGUCAAUGGCUUGCUGCGAAGCUUGGUUCCUUUCUUACUUUUCGGGGAUGUGACCAUUGCCAUCCUUUGGGUGGAAACACAGUCCAACCCAGCGGACCAUCCUUCUCGUGGUGCUCGAGUGCCUCCUCCCCAGAUUGCUCCAAAGUGGAUGUCAGCUUAUGGUGUACCAGGUCCUGCGUUGUGGGGCCUCGAGAUCUUCGCCGGCACGGCCGUCUUGACCAAGGCCCACCGAGCAGCAGGGCACCUGAUGUAUCCACCUGUGGAGAUCAAUGAAGGUCGGGACGCUUUUGACACUAGCAUCGACCAGAUGCUGAUCGAAGGACCUCUUCGGCCCAAUGAUUGCCCGGAAGGUGAUGAGCAGCGACCUGAGGUGAGAAAGGGGAAUGCUUUGUGGCGCCGGUCGGUCUACCUAGCACGCUUGGCGAUGCAGGACGGGGUUUCUGUUGAGAAGGUGAACUGGUGUGCGUAUCGGGCACAGAGUGUGGCGGAUAUCCCCGGGGCUUUUGUGAAUCCCUCGCCCGGGCCCUCGGUGACUGGAGCUAUGGCGCCGCGACGUCGGGAUGCGGUGCUGAGCAGGGACUAUAAACGUAGGCUGCGCGAGGCGGCGGCGGACCUCUUCAAUCGAGUAGGCCGUUGUGGUGGGAAACUUUUUCGGAACUCGCCGGCCAGGGUGAUCGAUCGGUGGCUGGAGAAAGCGGUGGAGGAUGCUCAUCGUGGUGGUGAGCGCUUGUACUACGUGACGUUGGGGGUUCUGGGGAUGCAAAGGCUGUGGAGGCUGUCCGGUUCGACUCUCCCGGGCACGUGGGCGGCACUGAAGGCGUGGAGGCAUCUUGCACCGAGCCGCUCGAGGCUGCCGAUCACCUUUUACACGCUGCAGUCUUUCCUGUUGGUCUGUCUCGCAAAGGGGUACCAGGUACAAGGGCGCGCGCGGUAUCUAUGGUGGAGUGUGAUGGUGGGUUCGUGGCUUAGCUUUGCAGCUCUUCUACGCCCGGGUGAAGUGUACAACCUCCGGUUUGAAGAUGUGACCUUGCCUGUAGAGGGUGCGGAGGGCCUCGAUUCGCCAGGGAUGGUGAUCGUAAUCCGGCGGCCCAAAACACGUCGGGUGUACAAGACUCAGUUUGUGCUGGUGAAAGACGAUGCGAUGAUGAAGUGGAUGCGAUGGUGGCGUGACGCACAUCAGAGGGGGAAGAAGCUGUUCCCUUGGGAGAGACAUCAAUGGGCUAAUGUGUUCAAGGCCGGCAUGGAAGCUUUGCAGCUUGAUGGUGUUGGGUUCAGCCCGGCAUCAAUGAGAGCUGGAGGUGCCACCCAUGUUUUCCGUGAGAAGGAGAACUUGGCGGCUCUCCAGUACCUGGGCCGAUGGUCAAAGCCGUUUGAGUGCACCGCCAUCGGCUCGGCUCACAGAUCUUUUGUCGUCAUGACUGAGCGGGUCGUCUUGGCCCUGCGGGAGCUGGCGGACGCACUCGAGGAGCUGCAGGUGGAGUCUCCGUGGCUGUGGGAAGGACAAGCCUCGCAGUCGCGGCCGGUUGCAGGCACGCAACGGGCGCAGUCGUUGGUGACUCCAGCCAGUGCAGGCCGGGAACCGUGUGGCUCGAGUGUGCAGUACCACCCUGACCUCCGCCUCUACCUGGUGCUUGCCAACCCGAAGCAGCCGGCGAACGUGGGCCUGUUCCGUGGGCAAUGGAAGACCUUGGAGGCGAGCCUCGAAGGCCACAGCUCGGGAAAUUUGGUCCUCUCACUUCCCAAACAAGGCCCUGCCAAUCCUGCAGCUCUGAAUGGGCCAACGAGGGCCGCGGAGUGGUUGAGGACGGCGAUGACGCAGGCAGCCUCUGCCCUGGGGAAUGAGGAAAUUGCUCAGGGCCUUACGGCUGCCGAAGUUUUGGCAAGUGAUGAUGGCACGCAGUCUGCGGCUCGGUGGCGUUCUGGGCCUGAAGGACGGCGUUUAACAGCGGUGCUGGCUCGCCUUAGUCAAGGUUUGGCUUCGGUGUUUCCAAGUCUUGGUUCUGCUGUGGAACGCGGCGGGGUCCCAGCCGAACCUCUUCAGCCUGUUCAUGCUCGGCCACUACGUGGAGGUGUGGAUAUUGCUGGGGCGGCUUCGGCGCCCUCGCCGUGGCGCCAACGCUUAAGCAUGCUUUUGAGCCGCCUAAAUGUGAAGACUCUGGGCCUGCUGCUGCUGGUGAUGAUGUUCCCACGUUUGAUCGCCUUCUUAGUGGCGAUGAGUGUGAGGAUAGUGGCAAGCCUCCUGAUGCGCCUGAGUGGUCGCAUCUUGAAGGAGCUGCUGACGCAAAUGGCUUUGCUGGCAGCUGACCUGGAGUCCCAGAUCAUUGAGUGGUUAUAUAACGCCUGGGUGGAAUCCCAGACGCCGACGACUACUACGGUGGCUUUGUCGUCUUCGCCGUCUUCGCAGCCCUCUGCAGAGCCCGGCCCGCCUCAGACGGUGACGGUGGCCCUCCCUGCCCGCCCUGUGGACUACCUCACGCUGUUUUUGUUGCUCUUUCAAGUGCUUCGCAGCUGGCCCCGUGGGUGGGUUGGGUGGUUCAGGCCGCAGCUUGGUUGA